Messenger RNA from Cryptomeria japonica (Japanese cedar), 1935 nucleotides. RefSeq names its product manganese-dependent ADP-ribose/CDP-alcohol diphosphatase. The record is from RefSeq and is a predicted model, not a curated record. The transcript is spliced from 4 exons. Gene Ontology annotation, molecular function: 2',3'-cyclic-nucleotide 2'-phosphodiesterase activity; manganese ion binding; CDP-glycerol diphosphatase activity. NCBI's taxonomy places the organism in Eukaryota, Viridiplantae, Streptophyta, Pinopsida, Cupressales, Cupressaceae. The coding region runs from base 643 to 1620 and encodes 325 amino acids.
AACCGACCAAAGACACUCGCAGAUGAUUGAUUGGAGGAAAUAAAAAAAAUUCCUCUAUUGAUAGGAUUGGUUGGUGAGAUCAGAAGGAGACAAAUCGCAUAUAAACGAGAACAUAUUAUUAAACUAGUUUUCUCGGAGUAUACAGUGGAGUUAAAUCCAAAAAAUCUAGCAGAUCCUGUUGUAACGUGGAUCCAUCUCUCAUCUCAUGACAUGUGGCCCUAUUCAUUUACAAGAGUUCUACAGAAGAUGUGCCCUCUGCGUAACGUGACUUUUUAAGGUAAACGAAGUUGAAGGAGGUGAAAUCGCAAACAGUUGGCCUAUAUAUCUUUGGGUAAAGGUUCAGAUGCUAGUAUUUCUUGCUUCCAUGGGACAAGGAUUUACAGGCAACGAAAAUUCCACAGAUUAUCAGCCAUUUUUGUGGAGCUUUCUUCCUACGUCAGUGUCUGACAAAUGGGAUCACUCAAGUGAGUAAAUGUCACAGUGAAUAUUUCGAUGCUUGCAUCAGCAUUGGUUUCUGCAAAGCUUAAUUGGAUAUAAAGCUGUCCUAUAUUUGUGAAGCAAACAGCAUAUUUUGACCAAUGAUAUGAAUAUCAAGCACAAGCCAUAACCUCAACGCUGGAACAUAGAAAAAGAUUGAUUAGAAUGAUGACCUCUUUAAAUGGAGCUAUAGCUAUUGGUACAAAGCAACCACUUUUCUCUUUUGGGGUCAUCACGGAUGUUCAAUAUGCUGAUAUUCCUGAUGGUCGUUCAUUCCUUGGUGUUCCCCGGUAUUAUCGCCAUAGCAUUCUUUCAUUGCAAAGAGCUGUCACGAAAUGGAAUCAGAUGGAAAAACUUAAGUUUGCAGUACAUUUUGGUGACAUAGUGGAUGGCUUCUGUCCUAAAGACAAGUCUCGCACAGCCGUAUUAAAAGUUAUUAAGGAAUUCGAUAAGUUUAAUGGACCUGUUUAUCAUAUGCUUGGUAAUCAUUGCCUCUAUAAUCUUCCUCGGAGUGAUUUAAUUGACCUGUUGAAAAUUCCUGGCCCCCAUGGCUAUGCAUAUUAUGAUUUUAGCCCAGUGCCAGAUUAUCGAUUUGUUGUUCUUGAUGGAUAUGACAUCAGUACAAUUGGGUGGCCUGAGGAUCAUCCACAUAGAUUAGAAGCUAUUAAAUAUAUUGAAACAAAAAAUCCAAAUGUGGAAAAAAAUAGUCCUGAUGGGCUGACUGGCAAUGACAGAAGGUUUGUGAUGUUCAAUGGCGGUGUUGGAAAGGAACAACUAGCAUGGUUUGAUAGUGUCCUGCAGGAUGCAUCUGCACUUGAUCAGAAGGUGAUUGUUUGCUGCCAUCUUCCUUUAGAUCCCGCUGCAUCAUCUCCUGAAUCAUUGUUGUGGAAUUAUGAUGAAGUGAUGCACGUUAUUCACAAGUAUAAUUGUGUUAAGGUUUGCAUAGCAGGCCAUGCGCACAAAGGUGGGUAUGUUGUAGAUUCUCAUGGAAUUCAUCAUAGGGUCCUUGAAGCUGUGCUUGAAUGUCCACCUGGAUCAGAUGCAUUUGGCUAUAUUGAUGUCUACCACGAUCAGUUGUCACUGGUUGGGACUGACCGCAUGGCAAGUACUGAGAUGCACUUUAGUUUGGAAAAGAUCUCCUAGAUUGCUGGUCUUACUAUCUUGAUAAUGAUGUAAAGAGGAUAAAUGUUUGAAUCACAAGUCCAAACAUUUGUAAUAUAUGCAGUUAUACAUUGUUUAUUCUAGAGGCAGGAAUGAGAAGUAUAUACACUUUCUUUGAUAUAUAUUCAGACAGACAUGGACAAGCUUUCCAUGUCUGUGAGAUACACAUCUUGAGGUUGCACAUGUCCUCGUGCACACGGGCAUUUGGUGAAAUUUUAGAUUUCUUAUGUUGCUUGAUAUAUGUACAUCUUUUUCAUUCAUUUAAUUAAUUUAAUGUUUGUUUUGUAUUGUUCUGAA